AUGGAUGGUCUUGACGAAUUUGAAAAAUCCCUCGCUGCAGAGAAAGCCGAGAGGGAUCGCGGAGGCGAAAAAAGACAUAAACACAGACAUCAUCACCGACGAGAUCGAUCAUCCGAACGCGACCGUGAUAAUCACCGCCAUAGCCAUCGUAGGUCGCAUGAUCGUCACGAAGAAGAAAACGACGACGGCCAUCGACACAAGCGAUCGCGUCACUCUAAAAAUGAUGAGCACCACCACAGACGCGAACAUCAUAAAGAUGACAAUCGCGAUUCGGACAGACGAGAUCGCCAUGUGAAGACUUCAGACGCGAAUGAAGAUCUGCCACUACCUGAUGAGGAGAUAGCUACAGAAGACUAUAAGAAGCCAGAAGAAUCUACUUCAAGUCUAGUUCGAGAUUCUUGGAUGACGGCGCCAUCUGCGCUGGACAUUGAUUAUACUCAGAAAGGCUCGAAACUUUCUAAACCUCCACCACCGCCUAGUCAAGGACCACAAAGGGAAAUUCACAAGAGAGAAAUCAAUGCGGCACAUCUACAGGAGUUAAACGACGGAAAGUCAGUAGAGGAUCUUGAGCUACCAGCACAGCAUGAAGUCGAUUACAUAUUCGGCGAUGGCGGGUCACAAUGGAGGAUGACCAAAUUAAAUGGUGUCUACAAUACAGCCGAACAGACUGGAAGAUCUGUAGAUGAAGUGGCAUUAGAACGGUAUGGUAACCUGCGGGACUUUGAUGAUGCGCGCGAAGAGAAAAUCGAGGUAGACCGACGCAAAGUCUAUGGUGAUGGUUAUGUCGGCAAGGAGAAACCCAGCGGCGAACUGUUCCAGGAGAGGAAAUUGAGUCAGGGUGUUCAUGAGAAGCGAGAAUCCUCACCGGCACCGAUGGGCCUCGACCAAGGCACUGUUAUUCCCGAUGAUGCAUCAACUCACGUAUCUACCCAAAUCGACCAGACUACACUCAAUCGACUUAAAGCACAGAUGAUGAAAGCGAAGCUAAAAAAGGCGCCAGAUGCUGCUAAGCUAGAAGCAGAAUACAACCAGGCCGCCGCAGCAUUCGCAUCAAAGGGUCCAGAAGCGGUUGUUCUUGGCGUCAUGGAAAAUCGCAUGUUGGCAGGAACACGCGGCGAGGCUAAAGCUAUCGAUAAUAAGCGAGGCCGCGAGAGAGGGAAUGUAGAGCAAAACGAUGAUAUGACAAUAGAGGACAUGAUCCGUGAGGAGCGACGAACACGAGGACAGGCAGGAGGAGAAGGGUUACGAUUAGCUGAACGAAUUGCCAAGGAUGUUAAAUUCGACGAUGAUCUUGAAUACAUGGACGAGAAUGCUGAGAAGCUAGCCAAGCGCGUACAGAAAUCCGAGAUCAACCUCAAGAACCAGGCUGUCGGCGAGUUCCAGAAGGUCAACAAAAUCCUAGAUAACUGCCAACUCUGCCAUCACGAAGAUCGCAAUCAACCACCUAUUGCACCUAUAGUCUCGUUAGCAACGCGGGUCUAUCUAACACUGUCUACGGAGCCGGAGCUGAGCGAGGGUGGUGCCGUUAUCGUUCCUAUCCAACACCGGACUAAUCUGUUAGAGUGUGACGAUGACGAAUGGGAAGAGAUUCGCAAUUUUAUGAAGUGUCUCACACGGAUGUACCACGAACAGGGUCGAGAGGUUAUAUUCUACGAAAAUGCGGCAGCGCCUCACAGACACAUGCAUGCCGCCAUGCAAGCCGUUCCUAUACCGUACGAUCUAGGAGAUACCGCGCCAGCUUUUUUCAAGGAGGCGAUGCUCACGACGGACGAGGAGUGGACGCAGCACAAGAAGAUUAUCGAUACGGGAAAGCGAGCUCGAGGAGGACUGGGCAAGCUAGCAUUCAGGAGAUCUAUUGCUAAGGAGAUGCCAUAUUUCCAUGCAUGGUUUACUUUGGACGGAGGCUUGGGUCACGUAGUGGAAGAUUCUAACAGGUGGCCUAGGGGUGAUCUAUUCGCAAGGGAGAUCCUAGGUGGUAUGCUAGACGCGGAGCCGGAUGUGAUCAAGAAACAGGGACGAUGGCACAAAUCUGAUAAUAGGGUGGAGGGGUUUAGAAAGCGCUGGAAGAAGUUUGACUGGACCAGAGUGUUGACUGAUGGAUGA
Messenger RNA from Daldinia childiae, 2103 nucleotides. Its product is annotated as Pre-mRNA-splicing factor cwf19. Gene Ontology annotation, biological process: mRNA splicing, via spliceosome. The transcript has a single exon. The record is from RefSeq and is a predicted model, not a curated record. NCBI's taxonomy places the organism in Eukaryota, Fungi, Ascomycota, Sordariomycetes, Xylariales, Hypoxylaceae. Gene Ontology annotation, cellular component: post-mRNA release spliceosomal complex. The coding region runs from base 1 to 2103 and encodes 700 amino acids.